Messenger RNA from Suillus fuscotomentosus, 2247 nucleotides. Its product is annotated as P-loop containing nucleoside triphosphate hydrolase protein. Bases 1 to 2247 code for a protein of 748 amino acids. Gene Ontology annotation, biological process: transmembrane transport. Gene Ontology annotation, cellular component: membrane. The record is from RefSeq and is a predicted model, not a curated record. Gene Ontology annotation, molecular function: ABC-type transporter activity; ATP hydrolysis activity; ATP binding. Lineage: Eukaryota; Fungi; Basidiomycota; Agaricomycetes; Boletales; Suillaceae. The transcript has 21 exons.
AUGGCUCGCAUUGUUCCUACUUAUGGCGGCCCGUACGCAGGUGCUGCAUUCUUGAAAAUCUUACAGGAUAUUCUUGCAUUACUGCAACAUCAACUUCUCCAACGGUGCAGCCAACCUCCUCGUUGGUCCGAGCACGCUCGAGGGAUACGUUGUUGCCAUCAUCAUAUUUGUGGCAUCUAUGCUAUGUUUAGUCAAGUCACGUCGAACGUCGUCGAGGCCCUCCAGAAUGCCCUCGUGAAGGUGCAGAAAAGCAGUCUGGACGUCGGUGACGAGUGGAACAGACAAGAUACAUCAGCUGCUCUGGAAGAUAUAAACUUGACGGUACACAAGGGGGAACUCGUGGGUGUACUUGGUAGUGUGGGCAGCGGGAAGAGUAGCUUGUUGUCAGCGAUUAUCGGGGACGUGCGAAAGACAGAGGGUGAGGUGGCUUUGUUCGGCAAUGUAGCUUACGCUGCUCAGACUCCUUGGAUUCUUUCUGCGUUGGUUCAAGGUGAUAUACUUUUUUCACAUGAGUACGAUGAGGCGCUUUAUAACCUUGUUAUCGAAGCUUGUGCUUUGAAGCCCAACUUAGAUUUUCUCCUACAGGGUGAUCUGACGGAGGUCGGUGAAAAGGCCAUUACUCUGCCAUCUAUUCCCACGUUGCCCGACACGUCUUUGAUCAUGGGUCCUCAAGGCUUACUCGCAACCAAAGCGCGCGUUCUUGUCACUAACAGCAUCUCGUAUCUCAAGUAUUUCGAUCAACUUGUUUACCUGCGCCGCGGUAUGAUCUUGGAGAGUGGCUCGUACAGUGAGUUGAUGUCGAAUCCGGAUAGUGAAGUGCGCAAGCUUGUUCACGGCCAUGCCACGAGCGGUUCCAAUUCUGGAACCACCACACCCGGACGGUCCAGCGGCAUGACUACUCCCACUACAAGCGAGGGCCACAUGCAAGCCACCCUUGUUGGAGAACUCGAAUCUGUAUCAGAGAAGGUACCAUCUCGUGACGUCACUUCUCGGAAUCCUGGACUUUUCGCUAUCCGGGCUUAUGACCAACAAGCCGGUUUCAUUGCGAACAAUGCGGCGAGCAUUGUUCGCAACCAGUUGUGCUACCUUCCUAGUACUUCCAUCAACCGAUGGCUUGCAGUAAGAUUGGAGUUUGUUGGAGCAGUGAUUAUCCUCGUCACGGCUGUUUUGGCCGUCUCUGCCGUGGUGACCAGCGACGUUUAUGCUGGGUUGAUCAGUAUAGUUCUGUCAUACGCUUUGAACGCAACAGGUUCACUGAACUGGUUCGUCCGCUCCGCAAGUGAAGUAGAACAGAAUGUCGUUAGCGUCGAGCGUAUCUUCCAUUACGCGAAAGACCUUGAGCCAGAAGCUCCUUAUGAGAUCCCUGAGAAUAAGCCCACCUCUGGGUGGCCUACAGCUGGGGAAGUUGAAUUCCGGGAAUAUUCAGCACGGUAUCGGCCCGGGCUUGAUCUAGUCCUCAAGGAUAUUUCCAUGACCGUAGUCAGUUAUUUCGCCGGGUUUCUCGCAUAUGUAUGCCAACUCGAGAUGCUCCAGAAACCGAAAGAGAACCUUCUUCUUACCCUCUUCCGGAUCAUUGAGCCUGCAUCUGGAGCUAUUUUCAUUGACGACGCAGACAUUACCAAACUUGGCCUGCAUGACUUGCGGUCCGCGAUAUCCAUCGUUCCUCAAAACCCAGAUUCAUUCGAGGGCACGUUGCGAGAGAACGUUGACCCUGUUGGCGAGCACCGGGAUGUUGAUAUACGGACUGCUCUGGAGCACGCCCAUCUGAAGGCAUACGUCGAAUCACCUCCUGGGGCACUAGAUGCUCCAGUCCAGGAGGCCGGAUCGUCGCUUUCAGCAGGUCAGAGACAGCUCUUGCGUUUUGCGAGGGCGCUCUUGCGCAAGACUAAAAUGCUCGUCCUCGAUGAAGCAACAUCUGCAGUCGAUCUAGAUACCGACCGAGCGAUUCAAGAAACUAUUCGAGGUCCAAUCUUCCGCGAUGUGACCAUUCUAACCAUCGCGCAUCGCUUGAACACGAUCAUGGAGUCUGAUGGGAUUCUGGUUCUAGAUGCUGGAAGGAAGCGGCUGGAGAACAAGAGUUCUAUUUUCCGUUCUAUGGCGAUGGAGGCUGGUCUAGUUCACGUCCAGCUUGAUGAUGCAGGAGAGAACGCGCGGGUGUGGAAUAUACCUAUCAUGCACAACAUUUCUUGGGUUUGUUCAGAAAUACAACAUCAUAGCCAUGUAGACAUUGCCACGUUCUUGCUCUGA